AUGUUGCGAGCUCAACUUAACCCACUGGCGAGAGCCUGCGCCAAUAGCCUGAGUGCCAGCCGUCGUCGAUUUUCAACCUCUCCGAGCAGGCUCCAAUCACUCCCGGUCCAAAUCUCGGGCCAAGGAAGAGGCACAAUCCAGUCCAUCUCUGUCAAAGACAAACCAUACACCUUUUCGGCAGACACGUAUACCGUCAUUGGCGGUACGGAUUCGCACCCUUCACCGGUCGCUUACGCCCUCGCCAGCCUGACCUCUUGCAACCAGGUGACUGGCUCGUUGGUUGCAAAGGACCACGGCAUCACGCUCGGAAAGUGGCAUGUGACAGCCCAUGGCCAACUCCCUACUGCGGUUCUGGUUGGAGGUCAGCAGGGGAACCCCAACUGGGAGAGCGUAGCUCUUACCGUGCGGGUGCAGAGUGAUGCCAAGGGUGAUGCCGAAUUUCAGCAUUUUGUGUCCGAGGUUGAGCGUCGAUGUCCCAUCACACAGCUGUUUAAGCUCAGUGGUGUGCAAUACAGCAGCGAGUGGGUGAAUGAAGCCCUGUAA
This is a messenger RNA of Fusarium falciforme, 543 nucleotides long. RefSeq lists its product as hypothetical. NCBI's taxonomy places the organism in Eukaryota, Fungi, Ascomycota, Sordariomycetes, Hypocreales, Nectriaceae. Bases 1 to 543 code for a protein of 180 amino acids. The record is from RefSeq and is a predicted model, not a curated record. The transcript has a single exon.